Staurois parvus is the source of this 360-nucleotide messenger RNA. Lineage: Eukaryota; Metazoa; Chordata; Amphibia; Anura; Ranidae. The record is from the annotation of a GenBank genome assembly.
GGACAGGAACAGGGGCGGACUGACCAUUUGGAAACUCGGGCACUGCCCAACGGCCCGGGGUCAGUAGGGGGCCCCAUGAGAUGCCCCUGGCACCUUUUUCAUAGGCUUUUUUUAGUUUGGGUAAGGACACAGGGGCCCCAUGAUCCCCUAUUGCCCGGGGGACCCCAUGAGUUGUCAGUCGGCACCUGGACAGGAACACCCAAUGUUCCCUGAUCGACUGGAACAGAGUUGGGAAUUAUGUCAGGGGCCCGGGGUCAGUAGGGGCCCCAUGAGAUGCCCCUGGUACCUUUUUCAUAGGCUUUUUUGAGUUUGGGCAAGGACACAGGGGCUCCAUGAUCCCCUAUUGGCCGGGGGCCCCAU